This is a messenger RNA of Triticum urartu, 630 nucleotides long. RefSeq lists its product as uncharacterized. The record is from RefSeq and is a predicted model, not a curated record. NCBI's taxonomy places the organism in Eukaryota, Viridiplantae, Streptophyta, Magnoliopsida, Poales, Poaceae.
CCUCCCUGGCGCGCGGCCACCCGCCAUCACCAAGGCCGCGCUCCGCGGCGGACCUUGGCCUUCCCUUCCCGCCCUUGCUCAUAUAUAUACGCCCGCCCACGCUCCAGCACGGUGCACCGUCCUCUCCCGCCCCGCACUGCCAGCAACUCGAGCACUCGACUACCGCACGCCCUGGCCAUGUCUCGCGCGCUCGCCCUCGCGGCCCUCCUGCUGCUCGCCGCCCUCGCCGCGGCGCCGCUCGCCGCCGCGGACAGCAGCCCGGAGUCCAUCCCCUUCGCCAAGGAGGUCGCCGGCGGGGCCGAGGCGGCCAAGAGCGCCGGCACGCAGGCCGCCUCGGCGGUCGCCGGGGGCGCUACCCCGCCCGUGGACCCCGACCCGACCAGCGGCAUCAAGGCCGACCCCGCGCCCGCCAGGCGCUGAACCGUGGGCCGAUCUUCGUUCGAUCACUUCCUUUUCUUCCAAGAUGAUGAGUUUGUGAUCCGUGCGCGCUAGUGUCGCGCAUGCGUGUCGGUUAAUAAUUUUAGUGCUGCGCUUUUUAGUUGAUUGAUCUUUUCCAUCGGUGAUUUUGUAAGUGUGGAUGUGCCACGCAGACCUGACCGGCAUUUCCCGGUCGGGUGCUUGCGUUCUUCU